AUGGCUUCAAACGCGCUGAACUUCGAGCUGACCUUUCGUGACGCCGGAACCCUCAAGAAGAUCUUUGAGACUCUAGUUCCCCUUGUGAAGGACACACCCGUCUCAAUUACAGACCAUGGCCUUUCCAUCGAGACCAUUGACAAUGGCCGCAUUGCCUUGAUAUCUCUACACCUCCCUACCCAGUUCUUUAAGAACUUCCGCUGUGAAAGGGCGUGCUCGCUGGGUGUUCGUACAGCAAGCUUCUUGAAGGUGAUUAAGUUUUGCUCCAACGAUGACCUAGUGACUCUCUCUCAACGCAGUAACAGCUCCGAUCAGCUCGAUAUCCUUGUGGAGUCACGAAAGUAUAGUCAGACGAUGAACUUUUCUUUGCGCCUCUUUCGCUCUGAUGCAGACCAGAUAGAUGUCAUCCGUCCUGAGUUUGACUCUACCGUAUCCAUAGACAGUGGACGCUUUGCAGGAAUGGUCAGAGACCUGAUGGGUAUCGGAAAGACGUGUAGGAUAUUCACAAAGAGCGCAGAUACUACCGUCAGCUUUGAGGUCAUGGGCGAGGACACCAAGUGUGUAAUUACGCUGGGUAUGUCUGGGUACGUUCGUACCAAAGAAGAGGACGCAGCCGAUGAUCCUGAUGAUGGCGACGGAGAAGGCUAUGGAGAGGUGGAGAUUCGGGUGAAAAAUGAGGUCAAUAAGAAGUAUCCGCUCACGUAUAUUUCUAAUUUCGCUAAAGCUGCCCCCCUCAGUGAUAAGGUCCUUCUUGAACUCAGUGAUAACUCGCCCAUGCGUCUCUGUUUCCGCAUCAGAAAUGAAGGAGGCGGAAGCCUUGCGUUCCUUCUUGCCUACAAAGUGGAUGAUGAGGAUGAGGAAGACGGUGACGAAGAAGGUUUGGAUGGAGACGAUAUCUAG
Molecule: messenger RNA, 900 nt
Organism: Giardia duodenalis
Lineage: Eukaryota; Fornicata; Diplomonadida; Hexamitidae
Product: Proliferating cell nuclear antigen
Exons: 1
Coding region: 1-900 (299 amino acids)
Biological process (GO): leading strand elongation; regulation of DNA replication; translesion synthesis
Cellular component (GO): PCNA complex
Molecular function (GO): DNA binding; DNA polymerase processivity factor activity
Source: RefSeq, a predicted model, not a curated record